Messenger RNA from Mercurialis annua (annual mercury), 2649 nucleotides. Its product is annotated as QWRF motif-containing protein 2-like. NCBI's taxonomy places the organism in Eukaryota, Viridiplantae, Streptophyta, Magnoliopsida, Malpighiales, Euphorbiaceae. The record is from RefSeq and is a predicted model, not a curated record. The transcript has 6 exons. Gene Ontology annotation, cellular component: centrosome; cytoplasm; nuclear microtubule. The coding region runs from base 356 to 2329 and encodes 657 amino acids. Gene Ontology annotation, biological process: centrosome cycle; spindle assembly. Gene Ontology annotation, molecular function: microtubule binding.
AACAAAUGAAAAAGGCUUAGUAAGACAGUUAUGCUCACAAAUCUCGCCUAAACAGCGCCCCCUCAGUCACUCUCUUUUUCUCUCGCCGGAUUAACGGUAACGGUCAUAUUUCCGAUCAUCUUUUAAAAAAAAAGUUUCUAAACUCAAAGCCGCCCCUUCUCACUGCUAAGUUUAAUUGUUCUGAAUCUUAAUCUCUGUAAAUUCGUUUUUCUUUGUACACUUCAUAUUAUCGUUACUUAACAGAGGUUUAUGGUUUGAUAUAUGGAAAUUGGAAUAGACGAAAAAAUUAGGGUUUUGAGAUUGUUGAAGGAUAAAUAAUGAGAUGUGAAGAAGUGUGGUUUCAAUUUUGGAUUUCAUGAUGGUAGCGGCAGUUUCUACAACGUUAAACCCCAAAACGACACCGAAUCAUAACAGUAGAACUGCUGCAACAAGAAGGCCGCCUCUAAUACCAUCAGAGCCUGACAAUGCUAAUGCUAAUGCUAAUGCAAUCGCUCCUCCUCGCCGACCUAAAUCACGGGAAGUUAGUUCUCGUUACAUGUCCUCACCUUCUACUUCUACUUCUACUUCUUCCACCCCUAAACGGUCUCCGUCGCCGUUGAUUUCGCGUCCAGCGGCUAUGAUGACUCCAAUUUCAUCCGCUCCUUCCACUAUUAAACGGUCCGUAUCCGCCGAGCGUAGACGGCCUUCUACGCCGCGUUUUAAUUCCACAGAUUGGAGGGUUAACGGUAAUGGAGUGGAGAUGUCUAGUGCAGAGAGAAUGUUGAUUACUUCAACUAGAAGCUUGUCGGUUUCGUUUCAAGGAGAGUCGUUUUCUUAUCAGGUUAGUAAAGCGAAACCUGCGGUGACUCCGUCUGCCAUAAGAAAAGGUACGCCGGAGAGGAGAAAAGCGACUCCGAUGCCUGCCAGAGGAGCGGAUCAAGUGGAGAAUAAUUCGAGGCCGUGGCCAGGAAGAUCGCGUGAACCGAAUUCCUUAAGUAGGAGUGUGGAUUGGACGGAUGAUAGGAGGAAAUUAGCUGGAUCUGGAGUGAAUUUGAAUGUUGUUAGGGCAUUGCAAAACUCUAUGAUGGAUUAUGGUAGUAAUAAUAAUAGUAGUAAUAUUAGGUCUUCAAUUGUUAAUAGAUUAAGCUCUGAUUCUAUCAGCAUUAUUGAUGUUAAUCGAUCAGAUACACAUUAUGAUCAUUCUGUUGCUUCUGAUACUGAGAGUGUGUCCUCUGGUAGCACUACUGAGGGUGUUGGUAAUGGUGGACGAGCGAGGGGAGUGUGUGUGCCUGCUAGAUUUUGGCAAGAGACUAAUAACAGAACACGGCGCCAGCCAGAGCCUGGCUCUCCUGUUUCAAGGACUGCUGGGGGGCUAAAAGGACUUGUACCACCUAAACUAAUUGCACCCAAGAAGAUUGGAAUUGAUAGUCCAGUAUCAUCUCCUAAAGGCACUGUUAAUAGUAGGAGACAGUCAUCUCCGAUUCGUGGUGGUGGUGUGUUACGGCCGGCAUCUCCGAUUCGUGGUGGUGGUGUGUUACGGCCGGCAUCUCCAAGUAAGCUUGGGACUCCAUCAGCUGCUUUGUCACCUGUAAGAGGUGUGAGCCCGUCGAGGAUGAGGAAUGUUGUUGGAGCUGUAGUGAAUAGCAAUAUAGGCAAUAUGAAUACUACUAAUACGCCUUCAAUUUUGAGUUUUGCUGCUGAUAUUCGGAGAGGUAAGAGUGGGGAACAUCGCAUUGUUGAGGUGCAUUUGUUGAGGAUUUUGUAUAAUCGACUGCUGCAGUGGCGUUUUGUCAAUGCGAGAGCUGAUACUUCCUUGUCGGCCCAGAGGAUGAAUGCAGAGAAAAGCUUGUACACUGCACGUGUAACAAUUUUGAAACUGCGGGAAUCUGUAAUUGCAAAAAGAACUGCCUUACAAUGUCUGAGGCAAAAUUUGAAGAUAAUUUCCAUUCUCAAGGGGCAGAUGAUAUAUUUGGAAGAGUUGGCACAUAUGGAUCAGGAAUUUUCCUGUUCUCUUUCUGGGGCUAUUGAAGCUUUGAGGGCUAGUACACUCCGCCUACCAGUUGUUGGCGGAGCAAGGGCUGAUAUCCCUAACGUGAAGGAUGCUGUCUGUUCGGCAGUUGAUGUGAUGCAGGCAAUGGCAUCCUCAAUAUGCCUACUAUCAUCAAAGGUUGGGGAUGUGAACUCGCUGGUCGUUGAACUUGCCAAUGUAGCUUCAAAGGAACGCGCUUUGCUUGAUCAGUGCAAGGAUCUCUUGUCUAUAAUUGCAGCCCUACAGGUGAAGGAAUGUAGCCUGAGAACACAUUUUAUACAACUAAAACGUGUCCCGUUCAGCCUAACAUCAAACGUGUAAAGCUCAUUUCACUUGACUGCCAACCCGAAAAUGCUAACAUCAAACCAGACACUUUUUUUUUCUUCGGAUUCAAGGAGCCGGAUAUAAUAGAGAGGCAUUGAAUGGUUUUUUGGCUUGUAAAAGCAGAAGAGUGUCACUUGGCCCGUUAGAUACGGCGGGCGGCGUAUGGUAAAUGCAUUAUGCAAAGAUGGCAUGAAGUUGUCAUUGCUGAUAUGCAGAUUAGGGGGUAUUUUGUAUAGAGGCACUUUCUCUAUAAGGGCGUAGAAAAAUAUAUGUAAAUAUGCUUUUAUUAAUAGUUUGAUGAUGUUCACACCUGCUAA